CUGGGGUGGGGCCUCUGCUGGUGGAUGGCCUUGGGCCUCAGAGCCUGGGCUGGCAGGCCCCCUGCUGUGCAGCUGCUGCUUGUUCACCUCAUUCCUCUCCCACUCCAGUUAGGCAGCUCUUUCCUGCUGAGCUGGGCAGCCCCCCUCCUCCCCGCCACGCCACGUGAGGAGUGAAGGAAAAGCCGCCUCCCCCUCUGGGAUCCUGCUCAGCCUGAAGAGGAUCAAGACCUGGGCCAAGCAGGAGCCUGAGGGAAUGGCCCCUGGACCCCAGAGACCCCCAGGGCAGGACUCAAUGACAUUCAAGGAUGUGGCUGUGGACUUCACCCAGGAGGAGUGGUGUCUCUUGAGCCAUUCUCAGAAAGUGCUGUACAAGGAAGUGAUGGUGGAAAACUCCCAGAACCUGCUCUCUGUGGGAAUUCCAGUUCUCAGAGAAGAUUUGCUCUCCCAUUUUGAGGAAAGGGAAGCAUCUUGGAUCCUGGAUGAAAAAGGCCCCAGGAGCUCCUGUCCAGAUGCAGAGACUGGAUUUGAAGUGAAUGAGACUACUUUAAAGCUGAGCAUUUUUGUGAAAAAAUCUCACCAGCAAAGAUUCAUGAGUGAUGGUCCCUGUGAUUUCCAUUUGAGAAAAUUCUGUGACACAGAGAUCAAGAUAGAGAAAACUCAAAAUAGUCACUGUGAAUUUGAUGCAAAGGGUGUCCAGCAACAUUCAGUCCUAAUUCAGUGUAAGAGAAUGACCUCAAGAAGUGACUCUUUUCAGGAUAGUGAAGACAGGCAAUGCUUUAAUGAAAAGUUUGGGCUUAUGCAGUCUUCUGAGAAGCCUUCUGAAAUGCAAAUGGAUCAAAGGCAAAUGGCCUUCAGCUUGAGUUCAGACCUCAUUAGACAUCAGAAGCCUUAUACUGGAGAAAUACUUUAUAUAGGAAAUGAAAGUAGGAAAGCCUUGAGCCAGAACUCAAAACUCCUUGACCCUCAUAAAAUUCACACUGCAGGGAAACAUCAUGAAUGUAAUACAUGUGGAAAGACUUUCAAAAAGAGGUCUAGUCUUGUUAUGCAUCAGAGAGUCCACACCGGAGAGAAAUUAUAUAAAUGUGAUCAAUGUGGAAAGGCUUUCACACAGAACAGGUAUCUUUUGACACAUCAGAGACUCCACAGUGGAGAGAAACCUUAUGAAUGUAAUCAGUGUGGAAAGGGUUUCACACAAAAUAGCCAUCUUGUGACACAUCAGAAAAUCCACAGUGGAGAGAAACCUUAUGAAUGUAAUCAGUGUGGAAAGGGUUUCACACAAAACAUUCAUCUUUCAAUACAUCAAAGAAUACACACUGGAGAGAAACCUUAUACAUGUAAUCAGUGUGGAAAGACUUUCAGACAGCAGUCUGCUCUUUCCCUUCAUCAGAAAACCCACACUGCAGCAAAAACUUAUGAUUGUAAUCAAUGUGGAAAGACUUUCACAAGGCCCACUUUUCAUUAUCAUCAAAGAAUCCACAAUGGAGGGAAAACUUAUCCAUGUAAUCAGUGUGGAAAGACUUUCACCAAAAAGUCCUCUCUUGCUAUACAUAAGAAAAUCCACACUGGAGAAAAACCUUUUGAAUGUAAUCAAUGUGGGAAGGUUUUAGCAUAUAGGGCCCAUUUUGUUAGCCAUCUGAGAAUCCAUACUAGAGAGAAACCAUAUAAAUGCAAUCAGUGUGGAAAGGCUUUCCGACUGAACUGUGGUCUUGCUGUACAUCAGAGAGUCCACACUGGAGAGAAACCAUAUGAAUGUAAUCAGUGUGGAAAGGCUUUCACACAGAGUUCUGGUCUUGCUGUACAUCAGAGAAUCCACACUGGAGAGAAGCCUUAUAAAUGUAAUCAGUGUGGAAAGACUUUCAGACAGAACUCCACUCUUGUUCAGCAUCAGAGAAGUCACACUGGAGAGAAACCUUAUGAAUGUAAUCAAUGUGGAAAAGCUUUCCGUGUGAAAUCCAGAGUUCUUGAACAUCAGAGAAUUCAUACAGGAGAGAAACCUUAUAAAUGUAAUCAGUGUGGAAAGACUUUCACAAAGAAGUCCACUCUUGCUACCCAUCUGCGAAUCCACUCUAGAUAGAAACCUUAUGAAUGCAAUCAAUGUAGAAAGACUUUCUGACAUCUCUAGUCAGCAUGUACAUCAAAGAAUCCAUACUGGAGGAAAACCUUAUGAAUGUAAUCAAUGUGGAAAGGCUUUAAGACAGAAGUCCACUCUUUAUCUAUAUCAGAGAAUCCACAUUGGAAGGAAAACUUAUGAUUGCGAUCAGUGUGGAAAGACUUUAACAAAAAAAAUGUCCAACUCUUUCUAUACAUCAGAGAAUCUACACUAGAGAGAAACCUUUACAAUAUAAUCAGUGUCAAUAGGCUUUGCAAAAAGAACUUCAGUCUUGUAUGUCAGAGAAGCUACAUUGGAGAGAAAUUUUUUCUUUCUUUCUUUUUUUUUUUUUGCUGGGCAAUGAGGGUUAAGUGAUUUGCCCAGGGUCACACAGCUAGUAAGUGUAAAGUGUCUGAGGCAGGAUUUGAACUCAGGUCUUCCUGAAUCCACAGCCCAUGCUUUAUCCACUGCGCCACCUAGCUGCCCUACAGAGAAAUCUUAGUAAUAGAAUCAAUGUUGUAAAGACUUCAAGGAACAAUCAUCCCUUAUUUCCCCUCAGAGAAUUCCUAUCUAAUAGGAAUAGAUGACUGUGAUGAAUAAGGAAAGGCAUUCAAAAGUAGUAGAGGGCUUAUUCAACAGCACAAAAUUCAUUCUGGAAGAUGCUUUAUAUGGACUCAACAGGGGAAGUCUUCCAACCAGAGGUCAUCUCUUUUACAUCAGAGGAUUCCUACUGGAGAGAAGCCUUACAGAUUUGCUCAAUGGAAACGUGUAUUUCUUUGGAAUGUGGGGAUUACUAGACAUCAGGAUGUUUGUGUGGGGGAAAAGUGCUGAUAAAAGCAAUAACUUUUGUUAAUGUCAGGGUCUUCAUAUAGAUCUAAUGCAUGAUUUUACAUUGGAGAAAUCAUGUUGGAGAUUAAACUUACAGAUCUAAGUAAUGAGGAAAGGCCUUUUGCUGCAGUAUAGACUUUGGUAGACAUCUCAGAUUUCAUCUUGUUCAAAAUGUGUU
Molecule: messenger RNA, 3095 nt
Organism: Dromiciops gliroides (monito del monte)
Lineage: Eukaryota; Metazoa; Chordata; Mammalia; Microbiotheria; Microbiotheriidae
Product: zinc finger protein 883-like
Exons: 5
Coding region: 254-2074 (606 amino acids)
Biological process (GO): regulation of transcription by RNA polymerase II
Cellular component (GO): nucleus
Molecular function (GO): RNA polymerase II cis-regulatory region sequence-specific DNA binding; DNA-binding transcription activator activity, RNA polymerase II-specific
Source: RefSeq, a predicted model, not a curated record